Molecule: messenger RNA, 483 nt
Organism: Blepharisma stoltei
Lineage: Eukaryota; Ciliophora; Heterotrichea; Heterotrichida; Blepharismidae
Source: the annotation of a GenBank genome assembly
AUGAGCUUCGAAAUUCAAUAUGAUGAUAAAGGAAGAAGGCACUGGAAGCAGACAGACAGAUCCCAUUCUCCUGAAUCCAAGCCUCCAGAAGAAACAAAAGCAAAGCCAGUCCCAAUUGACUACUCAAGGGCAUUAGAAGCAAGAGAAUCGAAAAUAAAACUCGAUAAUCAGGUAGGAAUUCGCAAAAUCGCAGCUGAAGACAAAUCUAGCUCAAAAUAUUUGGGAUACUACUGCAAACCCUGUGACUUUUCUGUAAAUGACUCACUUGCGUGGCUUGAUCAUUUGAAUUCUGAACAGCACAAUCGAAUGCAUGGAAACUUAAUGAAGGUUGAAAAAGUCACUGUAGAUGCUGUAGAGCAAAGACUUAAAGAACUUAAGCAAAAGAAGCCUAAAAAAAGACCGCCGACAAUUGAAGAAAUCAUGAAAAGACUGGACUCUAAGGAGCCUGAACCUUCAAAGAAGCAAAAAAUUACAGAGGAUUAA